This is a messenger RNA of Andrographis paniculata, 840 nucleotides long. RefSeq names its product alpha carbonic anhydrase 4-like. Gene Ontology annotation, molecular function: zinc ion binding; carbonate dehydratase activity. The transcript has 7 exons. The record is from RefSeq and is a predicted model, not a curated record. The coding region runs from base 1 to 840 and encodes 279 amino acids. NCBI's taxonomy places the organism in Eukaryota, Viridiplantae, Streptophyta, Magnoliopsida, Lamiales, Acanthaceae.
AUGGGUUUCGAUAAGAUUAGUUUUACUCUCAUCUUCUUCGAUUGUCUUCUUCUAACAGCGUUCCACUUUAGCGCAAAGGCAAAUGACAAACUUCGAGAAGGACUUCGUAUAAAAGCAGACUAUUCAUCGUACUCGUAUGAUUUUAAAUCUGAAGAUGGACCAAACAAUUGGGGCAACCUAAAUCCACAAUGGAAAAAUUGUAAAACCGGAGAAAAACAAUCUCCGAUUGCUAUAAGUCAUCGUCAUGUAUCGUUAUCCGUUUUACAUGGAGAUUUGAAGAUCAAAUACAAGCCAGCUAAAGCUGUAAUUAAAAAGGGAAGCCAUCUAGUUGAGGUCGAAUGGAAGGGAGAUGCAGGCGGCAUCGUAAUAAAUGGUAUCAAGUAUAAAUUGGUACAAUGCCAUUGGCAUACUCCCUCCGAACAUACUGUCAAUCGAUUUAGAGGUGCUGCAGAGUUGCAUGUUGUUCAUAAAAAUGAUGCAGGAGAUGCGGCUGUUAUCGCCAUUUUGUACGCAAUAGGACCACCCGAUCCUUUUCUCGGAUUGGUUUUACCACACCUAGCAUCGAAUGCGAGUGCGCCCGAUUUAGGGGUUCUAAAUCCAUUUUGGAUCAACUUAAGAGAUAGAUUAUAUUACAGAUAUAUCGGCUCUUUUACAACUCCUCCAUGCUCGGAAAAUGUCACUUGGACUGUAUUUAAAUUUGUGAGGACAAUCUCCCGGCAGCAAAUAUACGCGCUCCGGACAUCUGUUAAGGAUGGAAAAUUAGGAACUGCGAGGCCAAUACAAGCAAUGAAUGGAAGAACUGUGUAUUACAUUUUUGACGAACCUCGACCCUCUAUUUAA